Molecule: messenger RNA, 1038 nt
Organism: Phytophthora sojae
Lineage: Eukaryota; Oomycota; Peronosporomycetes; Peronosporales; Peronosporaceae
Exons: 8
Coding region: 1-1038 (345 amino acids)
Molecular function (GO): zinc ion binding; oxidoreductase activity
Source: RefSeq, a predicted model, not a curated record
AUGCGCUCGUGGUUCUACACCAAAUAUGGAGGCCCCGCGGUGCUGCAGACGGGCGACCAGCCCGAGCCGGAGCUGCGCGGGCCCAAGGACGUCGUGGUCAAAGUGCACGCGGUGGCGCUGAACCCCAUCGACUACAAGCGUCGCCAGGGUGUUCUCAAGAUGCUGCUGCAGGAGACGUGGCCACAUAUCGUAGGGUAUGACUUCUCGGGGGUCGUGACCAAUUGCGGGGAUGCACUGGACACGUUCGCACUGGGCGACGAGGUGUUCGGAAUGCUGCCACACGACAGCAACGGAGCUCUGGCGGACUUCAUCGUGGUGCAAGCGGACUACAUCAGCAAGAAACCAGCGAACCUGACGCAUGUGGAAGCUGCGUCGUUGCCACUGGUCUCGCAGACGGCGUUGCAGAGCUUUCGACUAGGCCAACUCGCUGAGAACAAGAAGGUGCUGAUCACGGGUGGAGCUGGCGGCGUGGGCUCCGUUGCGAUUCAAAUCGCCAAGUCCGUCUUCAAGGCACAAACUGUUGCAACCACUGCAAGCACCAAGAAGCUGGAGCGAAUGAGGCUGCUCGGCGCAGACGAGGUGGUGGACUACGGACACGAGCGCUUCGAGCGCGAGCUGGCAGAAUACGACUUUGCUCUGGACUGCACGGGAGAGGCUAAGCAAUGCUUCGAGUGCGUCACGCGCGGCGGCGCCGUCGUGUCCAUUGCUGAGACGCCAACGUGGAAAUCGCUUUCAACCAGCGGCGACCUCCAAGGAGUGAGCGUGUCCUACUUCCUUGGUGCUAUCCUGGAUUGCCUGAGCAGCUCGGUGACGCGCCGGGCCCGGCAAGCUCAAAUCACGUACGAGUACCUGUUCACAGUGGCCGACGGUGCCGUCAUGGACGAGAUCCGGCAGCUAGCAGAGCGACGCGAGCUCACGCCUGUGAUCGACAAGGUUUUCCCGUUCGAAAAGGCCGACAUGGCGAUGGAAUACUUGGAAGCGGGGCACGCCAUGGGCAAAGUGGUUGUGCAGCUCAUUGACACCACCAAGGCGAGCUGA